GCGACUUGCUCUCUAAUGCACAAGUGCGCGCACAGAGACUUGCUUUUUAGAAUAUAUAGGCCAGUACAUGAAUUCUCAUUAAUUAUUGUUGCGCGAGACAAGAGCAUACAGACAUACAAAAGUCUGCUGUGCCUUAGUGAGGAUCCUUAUAUGGACAUGAAUAGAGGAUGAGUGUUUCUGAAGUCAAAAACACUCAGGAUGAGUAUGAGGAUGACUUUGAGAAAGACCUGGACUGGCUUAUCAGUGAGGAGGGCAAGGGUGAAGAACAGGAUCCUGAUGAUGAUGACAUUGAAGUUCAGAUAGACAAAGAGCUUGAAGAAGAUGAUCUUAAAGAAGAUAGAAAGGAGGAAGCUCACAAAGAUAGGGAUUUGGAUGAUGAAGAAAGGGAGGAAAGGUGGCCAACACCCAUGGAGCCAUUAGAGGGUGCGUUAGAUCCGGACAGGGACAAUCUUGUAACCUUUCCAGAGUCUGAAGACCUCGAUGAAGAGAAGAAAUAUAUUUUGGGUAAGAUCCAGGAGGCUAACAGACAACUGCAUGACCAGGAAUCUCCAGUCCAAAGCCGUCUUAGACGUCUGCAGUUUAAAGACACUUUAGUGGACCUGGUGGUGCCUGCUCAGGAGUUUGACCAUCAGGAGAGUAACAGCUCCCUCUAUAGGGACUUGGAGGAGGAAGAGGGAGAAGUGUCUGGGCAGAUGCAGAGACUGAAUCUCUCUCCACGAGAUGAAAGUGAGACAGGAGACUUUGAGGAUGAGCACAGCGAGGGAGCAAAGGAGGGACGGGUUUUGGUUGAAAAAGAUGGAAAGUUUGACCUGGUAAGUCUAAAGGAGGUGGAGAGUCAAGGGUUGCUUCCUCCCUUGCCAGUGUCUCAUGUCGACAAUCAACGAGGAUCCUCAUGGCAAAGUGAUCCUGGCCUUUAUCUCAGCAAGAGUCCUGUCUCCUCACCAAGACUAAAUUCUACCACACAUUUUCCUCCUGGCAUUGACUCUUUGUAUAUUCCCAUACCUCCAUCGAAGCACAGGAAUAGGCCCAGUUCUGCAAGACCAUCCCAAAGAGGAACAUGGGUCCAGGGUACCAAACGCAGGGUUCAGUCGGCAAGUGGAACACCCACACAUGCCACAUUUACCCUCACACCACAGCAGAAAGAACUGUUGAUUAAACUUCAGCAGCGGAGAGAGAGGCACGCUAAAGAGGAAGAGCAGAAGAAAAAAGAGGUAGAGGAACAGAAGCGUCAGGAGAACGAAAUAGCCUUCCAAUCGUGGCUGAUGAGGAAGAGAGAGCAACUGCAGGACGAGAGGAGGGUGCAGAAAGCCCAGGAAAUGGAGAGAAUGAGCUUCCAGAGGGACUGUGGUGACCCAGAGGAGGCCUUUAAAAUUUGGCUCCUGAAGAAACAGGAACAGCAGCUGAAAGAGAAGCAGCUAGAGGAGAUGAAGAAACAGGAAAAGGAGAGUGGUUUUUGCCUGCACAGCCGAGAGGAGAGCGAAAAGGCUUUCAGACAGUGGUUGAGACGCAAGCGUGCAGAGAAAAGAGCAGAACAGCAGGCAGCACGAGAGCGCUCCCGCAGGCUGGUGUUGGAAGAGCGUAGAGCCAGACGCAUGCAUGACCUCCUCUGCACUGUCAAUGAGAUCAAACCCUUCCGAUUCAGUGACCCCUACAGCUACCGCUACUGAGCACCUUCCACUGUACAUGUGAUUAUUGUUAUAACCUCAGAGUUCAUCCAAUUCAAACAGUCACUGUGGUUACUGUUUAAAGAGUCACCUAUCAGUAUCUGUGGAUUGCUUUGUAUAGAACUUUUCAAAGUGAACCAGAGGAUGAAAGAAUAUGUGGUUGUCAGGAACACACAAAAAGAGCUAAAAGAGCUCCAAUCCUUUAUUAGUCUUCAAUUCAUCCCUUUUCAAUAUACAGAGAUGACACAGUUGCUCUGGUGGGCCUUCCUGUUUCAAAGAGCUUUCAGGCACUUAAAAUAAUUGCUUCAACGAGAUAAUUUAAUGGAGUUUAUGCUGAAUCAUCAGAUUCUCAAUUUUUGCUUAGCUAGCUACCCUAUAGAUUUGCCACGUAUCUGCUGCAGGCACCAUAAGUGUGUUAUACAACUACUGCAGGAAAUAUAAAAGUUCAGACAGCAAGAAUGGGAGCAAGGCUACAAAUCAGGAGUAUCUCUUGGGCUUUUUUACAACUUUCAGAGUUCAGUGAUCUCAGUGAAAAGUGCCACAGGCAUUUUGAAUGGUUAGUCCUGAUCUGUUAUGCAGCAUUCCUGUGUUUGAGCAUGUGUGUCAAGAUUUUUCUAUGCUGACACUGAUCGUAUGAUAGCCAAGUGCAAUGAGAAAUGAGAAAAGAGUGGAUUGUUUUGUUUCCCAUGCUUAUGGAAAUCAAGACAGUAAUCUAAAAUUUAAAUUGUGUUUUUGGACCUAAAAAUUCUACAGCCAUCUUCAAAAAAAAAAAAAAAAAAAAAAAAGAAAUCUAUUUAAAAUUAUUGUAAGAUGUCAAUUUUUACUGUUGAUAUAGCUGACAUGACAUUUCAAGCAGUGACAGCCGUAUCCUGAUUCUAUACUUAUAUAAAAAAUUGAUCGAGUGAAUACAUUGAAUAUUUGUACUUUUAACAAUUAAUUUGUCACACUACAGGGCUAUUUAAGUGAAAAAAGCUAAAGAAAAGGCGAUUAAAAAUGGCGACUUAAUCAAUCACAGCACCUAAAAUAUCCACUUUCCCCUACACAUUCAUAUCAAUAAUUUUUUAUUUUUUUUAUUUACACGCGGUGCAACAAACAGAACGCAGGUGUCUCAAGACACGUUUUAUUUUUUUACCUGACACGGCUUCUAAAAACGCUGUUCCUGCGUGAGACACUGAUAAAAUAUGGAACGCCAGUAGAUGCAGCACAACAGUCAAACGAAUAAACGAAUGUGUACAUAGAAACUAUUGAAAAACAGUGCAAAUGGAUGCAAAAACAUGUGUUUGAGUGGUCCUUUAACUGUCAAAUACUCAUUUGUGUAUCUGAUUGUAUAUUUUAAAAAAUUGUAAGAAUGUGUAUGAAAUUAAUUAUUACACAGAUUUCCGCACUUUCAACAUAUUUUACAAUACAUCGAGUCAGUUUUGACUUGUAGAAAUAAGAGAUUCUAAUGGUCUAAUGCGUAACGGUCAACUAGCGUGUUAGGACAGUAAAUCACCAUACAAAUGAAUGGGAAGAGCUGUAAACUGACACAUACCUGUCCCAAAAUUGUCUGUGUCUUUCUCUUUUAAAACAGUAAUUUUACACUGUAAAAUGUAAUACAUUGACUUUACUUAAAAAAAAAUUGAGGAAACCAAUUGCCUUAAAAAUAUUCCUAGUUCACUUUACUUGAGCCACAUAAGUACAUUUACAUGCUUUUUUAAGUAAGGUUAACUAAUUCGAUUUUACAGUGUAUCAUAGUAAACUCCACAUAUAGUUCAUGCUCAAAGGAUUGUUUAGUAUAAAACAUAUUGAAGAUAAGUGGACAGGAGGUCAAUUCAUUAAAGGUGCACUCAGUAACGUUUGUCUUUGUGUCAUCUUGGACUUACACUGACACCUAGCGGCUUGGAUGCAGCAUAAUUUAAAAUCAAUAGUUUUCAAUUUCAGAUGCCACUGUAGAAAUGUAGUACUCACAGUCAGCCAUGAUUACUUUAAUCAAUGAGUGAAAGUGACAAAUAACGGGACGGUUACUGAGAUUAAGCAAGUAGUAUUCGGCUAGU
Molecule: messenger RNA, 3697 nt
Organism: Myxocyprinus asiaticus (Chinese sucker)
Lineage: Eukaryota; Metazoa; Chordata; Actinopteri; Cypriniformes; Catostomidae
Gene: ccdc181
Product: coiled-coil domain containing 181
Exons: 6
Coding region: 168-1667 (499 amino acids)
Molecular function (GO): microtubule binding
Source: RefSeq, a predicted model, not a curated record